CGCAAGGAAGGCUCAGGCCUUACACUUUAUUUCUGUAAAUGAGAGACAGAUCUGGCUUGUGAUCAGCUAAGCACACUCAGGUAACAAAUUAAAGCCAUCCCUCUUAUCCCCUUUUCCCAGCACGUGAUGCUGAGGUUUUAGAACAACAUUAAAUAAAAGCUCACAAAGCGAGAUGAGAAAUCCGGAGUGGCGGCAACGCGCUCUGUCUGUGUGUUACAGAGUCAAUUCCACACUUUAAUCGGGGGCCCCCCGGACAACACUCAAAAACAAAACUGUUUCUUUCAUGGCCAUAAUAAAUAGUCCUGCUGGCCUGUGGAGAAGAAGUAACAGCCCAUGGGAAAUGGCUUCUGGUGUCAGGGACAUGGCCACCGGUGCCUGGUGAGGAGAGCACUGGGGUGGUUUGAGCAGGCCAGGCUCUUCUGUUCACCCCACGGUGGCCCAGGGCUGUUCUGUCCAUCAGGAGAGGUUCAGAGUUCCAGGGCUGUUCUGUCCAUCAGGAGAGGUUCAGAGUUCCAGGGCUGUUCCAUCAGGAGAGGUUCAGAGUUCCAGGGCUGUUCCAUCAGGAGAGGUUCAGAGUUCCAGGGCUGUUCCAUCAGGAGAGGUUCAGAGUUCCAGGGCUGUUCCAUCAGGAGAGGUUCAGAGUUCCAGGGCUGUUCUGUCCAUCAGGAGAGGUUCAGAGUUCCAGGGCUGUUCUGUCCAUCAGGAGAGGUUCAGAGUUCCAGGGCUGUUCUGUCUGUCAGGAGAGGUUCAGAGUUCCAGGGCUGUUCCAUCAGGAGAGGUUCAGAGUUCCAGGGCUGUUCUGUCCAUCAGGAGAGGUUCAGAGUUCCAGGGCUGUUCUGUCCAUCAGGAGAGGUUCAGAGUUCCAGGGCUGUUCCAUCAGGAGAGGUUCAGAGUUCCAGGGCUGUUCUGUCAGGAGGGGUUCAGAGUUCCAGGGCUGUUCUGUCCAUCAGGAGAGGUUCAGAGUUCCAGGGCUGUUCUGUCAGGAGAGGUUCAGAGUUCCAGGGCUGUUCUGUCAGGAGAGGUUCAGAGUUCCAGGGCUGUUCCAUCAGGAGAGGUUCAGAGUUCCAGGGCUAUUCUGUCCAUCAGGAGAGGUUCAGAGUUCCAGGGCUGUUCUGUCCAUCAGGAGAGGUUCAGAGUUCCAGGGCUGUUCUGUCCAUCAGGAGAGGUUCAGAGUUCCAGGGCUGUUCUGUCAGGAGAGGUUCAGAGUUCCAGGGCUGUUCUGUCAGGAGAGGUUCAGAGUUCCAGGGCUGUUCUGUCAGGAGAGGUUCAGAGUUCCAGGGCUGUUCUGUCCAUCAGGAGAGGUUCAGAGUUCCAGGGCUGUUCUGUCAGGAGAGGUUCAGAGUUCCAGGGCUGUUCCAUCAGGAGAGGUUCAGAGUUCCAGGGCUGUUCUGUCAGGAGAGGUUCAGAGUUCCAGGGCUGUUCUGUCUGUCAGGAGAGGUUCAGAGUUCCAGGGCUGUUCUGUCCAUCAGGAGAGGUUCAGAGUUCCAGGGCUGUUCUGUCAGGAGAGGUUCAGAGUUCCAGGGCUGUUCUGUCCAUCAGGAGAGGUUCAGAGUUCCAGGGCUGUUCUGUCCAUCAGGAGAGGUUCAGAGUUCCAGGGCUGUUCUGUCCAUCAGGAGAGGUUCAGAGUUCCAGGGCUGUUCUGUCUGUCAGGAGAGGUUCAGAGUUCCAGGGCUGUUCUGUCAGGAGAGGUUCAGAGUUCCAGGGCUGUUCUGUCCAUCAGGAGAGGUUCAGAGUUCCAGGCUGUUCUGUCAGGAGAGGUUCAGAGUUCCAGGGCUGUUCUGUCAGGAGAGGUUCAGAGUUCCAGGGCUGUUCUGUCCAUCAGGAGAGGUUCAGAGUUCCAGGCUGUUCUGUCAGGAGAGGUUCAGAGUUCCAGGGCUGUUCUUUCCAGGAGAGGUUCAGAGUUCCAGGGCUGUUCUGUCAGGAGAGGUUCAGAGUUCCAGGGCUGUUCCAUCAGGAGAGGUUCAGAGUUCCAGGGCUGUUCUGUCAGGAGAGGUUCAGAGUUCCAGGGCUGUUCUGUCUGUCAGGAGAGGUUCAGAGUUCCAGGGCUGUUCUGUCAGGAGAGGUUCAGAGUUCCAGGGCUGUUCUGUCCAGGAGAGGUUCAGAGUUCCAGGGCUGUUCUGUCAGGAGAGGUUCAGAGUUCCAGGGCUGUUCUGUCAGGAGAGGUUCAGAGUUCCAGGGCUGUUCCAUCAGGAGAGGUUCAGAGUUCCAGGGCUGUUCCAUCAGGACAGUUUCAGAGUUCCAGGGCUGUUCUGUCCAGGAGAGGUUCAGAGUUCCAGGGCUGUUCCAUCAGGACAGUUUCAGAGUCCUCUGUCACCGUGCUGCUCUCAUCCUGCGGGUCCGAGCUCUGCUGGCUCCCCAGCACCUGACCGUGAGCUGCCUGCGGCGCUGCUGCCUCUCCCACCGGAGAGCACUGCCGGUCCUGGGACAGCCCCUGGGACACAGCUGAGGCUCCUGCACCUUCUCCUCCCCUGGCAUGGCCUGCCCCGAGCCCGGCAGUCCCUCUCCAGCCUCUGCCUGGCGAGGCUGAGCGGGACAGCGAGCCGUGGGCUGGCUGGAUCUGCUCCAGCAGGCGCGGGGCCGGCUCCUUCCCCGCCAGCAGUCAAAGUGCUGAGCUUUCGCUGAGGUAUAUCAAUCAUCUGCAACACGCCAGGAACCAAACCUCUGCUUCCAUCUCUUUUCCCCUUUCUAAACCGCUCUGGGGGGCGUCCAAACGCUCAAAGCAGGGACUGGAGACAAAUGGCUUUGCCCUUCCGAGGCCUUCUCUGUCAGCUUUGCCUUCCAAACGCCUUCUCCACCCCUGCACCUGGACUUGCACGCUGUCCCACCCACACAGCCUCACACCAGCACCGCUCUUCAGCUGGAGCAGUGGCGUUUCCAUCACCCUGAUGUGAGAUCUUCACAGUAAGAACGCGUUUUUGGGCUUGUCGAGGCCUCCUCCCAGGUCCCAGCAAGAACAGAAACCAGGGCUAGCACAGCAAACUCCGCUGUUCGUUAUGUGAGCCUCACACGAGUCCUCGUCACAUCUCAGAGCAUUUAGCUUGUUAAAAGGGUGGAAAUAAUUCCUAUAGCAGUAGUCGAAUGUGGGCCUUGCAGCACUAAAUACAGCAGUUUCUCUUUUACAAAUGCAAGCAGCACCGCUGUGCCGGACGGCACGCGGCAGGAUGGCGAGGAGAGCAGAGACUGUCUCGUAUGGCACUAUUUACAGACCUCCCGUUAAAAAGCUGCCGAGUUGGAUUGAAUAUAAGUAUAGAACAUUUCUUCCAUAUACAAACUCUCGUUAGCCGGUUGGUUAUUAAGGUGCUCAGAAGUGUGGCUGGAAACAGAAGUUACAGUAGAUCAGUCGCGUCUUCGUCUAUUUACAUGCAGUUUCCCGCUGACACCAGCGUCCUCCGCAGGAGCUGGGAGCAAAGCGGCCAGUUUCGAGCCUAGUGCCACGGGAACUGUUGUUCUCUCCAGGAGAUCUCUGUCAGAAGGAAAACCAGGAGCAGUUUGGUUCCCUUUUCCAGCAGCGGGUGCCCUGGCUGAGUCGGUGUGGCGGGCGGUGCCGGGCAGCGUCGCGGCGCGGGACACGCUGCUCCCCGCUCUCAGCGCCCGUCCUCCUCCUCCUCGCCUGUCCGGGGCAGGACUCGCAGCACCAGGCUGUCA
Messenger RNA from Poecile atricapillus (Black-capped chickadee), 3645 nucleotides. RefSeq lists its product as uncharacterized. NCBI's taxonomy places the organism in Eukaryota, Metazoa, Chordata, Aves, Passeriformes, Paridae. The record is from RefSeq and is a predicted model, not a curated record. Bases 334 to 2622 code for a protein of 762 amino acids. The transcript is spliced from 5 exons.